Xenopus laevis (African clawed frog) is the source of this 533-nucleotide messenger RNA. It is a transcript of the gene tbca.S, whose product is annotated as tubulin folding cofactor A S homeolog. Gene Ontology annotation, cellular component: cytoskeleton; cytosol; microtubule cytoskeleton. Gene Ontology annotation, biological process: post-chaperonin tubulin folding pathway; protein folding; tubulin complex assembly. Gene Ontology annotation, molecular function: beta-tubulin binding; tubulin binding. The record is from RefSeq and is marked provisional. Lineage: Eukaryota; Metazoa; Chordata; Amphibia; Anura; Pipidae.
GGUAACAUGGCCGAUCCACGCUUGAGGCAAAUAAAGAUCAAAACCGGCGUGGUAAAACGUCUUGCCAAAGAAAAAAUUAUGUAUGAGAAAGAAGCCAUACAGCAGGAAGAGAAGAUUGAGCGAAUGAAAAGUGAAGGGGGAGAUGAAUAUGUCAUAAAAAAACAGAUCGAGGUUUUACAGGAAUCCCGAAUGAUGAUCCCAGAUUGCCAUCGCAGAUUAGAAGCCGCUUAUGCUGACCUUACACAACUUCUGGAAAAUGAAAAAGAACUGGAAGAGAAGGAGGAAUACAAGGAUGCACGUUCCAUGUUGGAUUCGGUGAAGUUAGAAGCAUGAGAACUUUUGGCCACUUGUUUUUAUGCCUUGACAGCAUUCCACACCUAUAUAUAUAUAUAUAUAUAUAUAUAUACAUAUGAAUAUUGGAAACCUUAAUUUGUCAGAUUUGGUUGGCUAAGCUUAAAAUGUGAGACUCUGCUAAAUUCCUAAUUCUGUAGUUGUAAUGAUUUAGAAAAUAAAGUUCUUUAUCUUAUCAUCUA